Theobroma cacao (cacao) is the source of this 1437-nucleotide messenger RNA. Its product is annotated as vesicle-associated protein 1-2-like. Gene Ontology annotation, cellular component: plasma membrane; endoplasmic reticulum membrane. Gene Ontology annotation, biological process: endoplasmic reticulum membrane organization. The record is from RefSeq and is a predicted model, not a curated record. NCBI's taxonomy places the organism in Eukaryota, Viridiplantae, Streptophyta, Magnoliopsida, Malvales, Malvaceae.
AUAUUGCUUACACAAUCGAGUCAGGAGUGGGCGGAUUCCAUAAACGAGGAGAGAGAUUAGAGAAAGAGAUCAGAUUCCUUUGGCAUCCUUUACUUCUGCGACGCACGUUCACUAUUCCUUUCUUCUUCUUCGCACGUUCACUAUUUGCCCUCUUGCGCUCUCUCUUUUGGGAAAUAAAUCUAAAAAACAUACAAAUAUUACAAUUGCACAGAAAGAAACGCCAAAAGCCAUCAUUGUAGGUUUUUUUUCUCCUCUCGAUCUCUCCGCCCAAAUCUUGUUUUUGAAAAAUUAACGCACGUUUCCCAAAAGGGGAAACUACCAACCCAUUCCUCUUACCCUUCAGAUCCUUCGAAAGCGAUUCCUCGGUUUUACAUCGUUAAAGCCAUUGCUUCGAAAUGAGCACGGGCGACCUUCUCAGCAUCGAACCUCUAGAGCUUAAGUUUCCCUUUGAGCUGAGGAAGCAGAUCUCGUGUUCUCUUCUAUUGUCGAAUAAAACUGAUAAUUAUGUUGCCUUCAAGGUGAAAACAACAAAUCCAAAGAAGUACUGUGUUCGUCCCAACACGGGGAUCGUCUUGCCUCGAUCCACAUGCGAUGUUAUAGUUACCAUGCAAGCGCAAAAAGAGGCGCCACCUGAUAUGCAAUGCAAGGACAAAUUUCUCCUUCAGAGUGUAAACGUAAAUGAUGGUGCAACCGUGAAGGAUAUAACUGCGGAAAUGUUUAACAAGGAAGCUGGGCAUGUGGUUGAGGAGUGCAAGUUGAGAGUGGUUUAUGUUUCUCCACCUCAACCCCCUUCACCUGUUCCAGAAGGGUCAGAAGAAGGGUCAUCACCAAGAGGCUCUGUUUCAGACAACGGGCAUGUAAAUGCUGCUGAGUUUGCUAAUGCUGCAAGAGCAUUUUCUGAACGGCUUGAAUCUCAAGAUAAAUCUUCUGAGGCAAGAGCUCUUAUAUCAAAGCUGACCGAGGAAAAAAAUAAUGCAAUUCAACAAAAUAACAAGCUACGUCAGGAACUGGAACUCUUGAGGCGCCAAGGCAGCAAACGCAGUGGUGGUGUGUCAUUCGUGUUUGUCAUCUUCAUCGGCUUGCUUGGCAUAAUUAUGGGAUAUCUCAUGAAGAAGUCAUAAGCGUCUGUGUCCUAUCCUCUUCCACAUAUUUUUCCUCUGCUUUCCUUCGUCUGGAGAAGUAUGGUGAAGGAAAAGGGAAGAAAAAAUUGAUGGUCUUGGGCCGGUGCUUCUGUUAAUUGUUUAGCUUUGUGGAAUUAGCAAAAAAACUUGUUUUAAGGGUGGAUCUCUAGUUGCUAGUGGCACUUUUAUUAACAUGCAUUCUUUUUUUAACUUAAAAGGAGUGAAUGGAUCAGCUUCUUCCUUUUUUUCAACCCAUCUUUCCUUUGUGGUUCAAUUGGAGAGACUCGAUAAUGGUAAUACCAGAAACUGUUACACA